Lytechinus pictus (painted urchin) is the source of this 987-nucleotide messenger RNA. RefSeq lists its product as uncharacterized. Bases 1 to 987 code for a protein of 328 amino acids. Gene Ontology annotation, biological process: DNA integration. The transcript has a single exon. Lineage: Eukaryota; Metazoa; Echinodermata; Echinoidea; Temnopleuroida; Toxopneustidae. The record is from RefSeq and is a predicted model, not a curated record. Gene Ontology annotation, molecular function: nucleic acid binding.
AUGAUAGAGGAUGCUAUUCAUAAUUGUAGUUUGUGUCAAUCAAGUGAUAAGGUUUCACAUACUCGUAAUACUCCCUUACAGAGUGUUCCUCUUCCUGAUGGACCUUGGAAGAAAAUAGGUAUUGACAUAACAGGUCCAUUCAAUACUACAAAACCUUCAUACAAAUAUGCCAUUGUAGCCAUAGAUUAUUACUCCAAAUGGCCAGAGGUUGCUUUUGUUUCUGAAGCGACUACACAUUCGGUCAUUACAUUCCUUACACAAGUGUUCGCUAGGGAAGGUAUUCCUUCUGAAGUUGUUACUGACAAUGGUGUUCAAUUUGUAUCUAGUGAAUUUGAAGAUUUCCUAAAGAAGCUAGGUAUUUCACAUUCCAAAGCAUCAUUGUACUACCCGCGUUCAAAUGGUGAAGUUGAACGUUGGAAUAGGGUGUUGAAGCAAACACUUCAAAUUGCAACAAUGCAAGGUAAACCAUGGAAGGAAGCAGUCCUUGAAUUGCUUAUGGCAUACCGCGCUACCCCUCAUCAGACCACUGGUACAACUCCAGCAGAGUUGUUACAUGGUCGACCAAUGGUCACGUCAUUACAUGUUCAUGAUGCUAAUGAUGGCAAUAGGCGUGCCGGGGAAGAUACUGAAAUGCGAAGCCAUGUUGGUGCAAAGCAAAAGAAAGCAUGCGAGUACGCUGACAAAACUAGGGGUGCUUCCAUUCCAAAGUUUAGCAUUGGUGAUAAGGUUAGAGUGAAAAGAGUCAAGAAAAAGGACAAUUCAUGGUUUGAGGCACCACAAAAAAUUGUAGCCAAAAAGGGUUUGUACACAUUUGUCUUGGAAGACGGACGUAUUUGGAAUGCCUCAAAACUGACUUUGUUCAGGGAUAGUAGUCAUGUUGAUCAGAGAAAAUCAUACACAGUUAGUGAACAGACUGGAAGUCAUAAUGAAAGACCUAAACGUGACAAAAGAGUACCAGUCUGGACAUAUGAUUAUGUUUCUCAUUGA